GUUCUAAACUCUUCUUUUAGAUAUUUACAGUAAGUUUGUAGGAAUAUCACUUUCCAACAAUGUCAUUGACAAUGGCUGACCGUGUAGAGGCAGCAAGAGGAAGAAGCAGAAGAAGAAACAGCUUAUUAAGUAAACAACUUGCUGUAGCUGUAAAAAAUGUUCAGUGGAGCUACGCAAUCUUCUGGUCCUACUCACCAACUCAAUCCGGGGUUUUGGAGUGGGGAGAAGGAUGUUACAAUGGAGAUAUGAAGAAGAGGAAGAAGAGAUACGAAGCUCAUUGUAAACAUGUGUUGCAGAGAAGCAACCAACUUAGGAAACUUUAUCUCUGUAUGCUUGAAGGAGAUAGUACUACUGCUAUUAGUACUACUCAUGUUGAUGAUUAUCAAAAUUGUAACAGUACAAGUAUGAUGCUGUCACCAGAUGACCUCUCAGAUGAAGAGUGGUACUAUUUAGUCUCCAUGUCCUAUGUCUUCUCUCCUUCUCAAUGUUUGCCAGGAAGAGCUCUGGCGACGGGUGAGACCAUAUGGCUUUGCAACGCUCAGUAUGCGGAUACCAAAUUCUUCUCUCGUUCUUUGCUAGCAAGAACUGUUGUAUGUUUCCCUUACUUGGGCGGUGUGAUUGAGCUAGGCGUCACAGAAUUGAUUUCAGAAGAUCCUAGUCUGCUUCAACACAUUAAAUCUUGCUUGUUGGAGACUUCGAAACCUGUUAACUCUCCAAUCUUCUCUACUAACCAAGAGAAUGAUGAUGAGAAGGAUCAAAUGAAAAUCAAGAUCAGUGAUGGAGACGCGGUGCUCCAAGAGAACCAUGAGAUUCAGUUUGGUAUUUCUGAUCUCAUGUUGGAUGAAGACUUGCAUUACAAGACAACUGUUAAAACAUUACUCAAUAUAACAACAGAGGAAGAUAAGAACAAUCAUCAUCAUGUUCUUUCUUCGAGCUCAAGUUUCUUGCGGUGGAAGCAACGUGAGAAGUCAAACUCAAAUCUUCUUCAGGAACAUAGCAAUUUGCAGCCGUUGACACAGAGCAUGCUGCGGAAGAUAUUGCAUGACGUACCUUUGAUGCACUCUGUAGACGCAAAGAGAAUGCUCCCAAAUAAGACGUUUGGUCUGAAUCAAGAUGAUCCUUGGGACAGAAGUAAAGAGAACGAAAAGUUCAGUGUCCUUAGAGCUAUGGUUCCCACUGUCAACGAGGUUGAUAAAGAAGCGAUACUGAACAACACAAUCAAGUACUUGCAAGAACUAGAGGAAAGAGUUGAGGAGCUAGAAUCCUGUAUGGGAUCAGUUAACUUCGCAGAGAGACAAAGAAAGAGCCCUAACGACUCUGUGUUGAUCGAGGAGACAUCAGGGAACUACGAGGACAGCACGAAGAUUGAUGGAAACUCAGGAGAAACCGAACAAGCCACAAGUUUCAGAGAUGAAACACAUUUGAGAGUUAAACUGAAAGAAACAGAAGUUGUGAUCGAAGUAAGAUGUUAUUACAGAGACUACAUAGUUGCGGACAUCAUGGAAACUCUGAGCAAACUCCACAUGGAUGCUUUCUCUGUUAGAUCUCACGCCCAAAAAGGGUUCCUCACUCUGAAUCUAAAGGCAAAGUUGCGUGGGGCUGCAGUGGCGUCCGUAGGAAUGAUUAAGCGAGAGCUUAGAAGAGUCAUUGGUGAGAGAAGGCCUAUGUAUUAUGUGUUGUUACAAUGUGGGACAAAGGAGUACCGAAGCAAAGUGUCAAAAGGUUCAAGUCAUAAUGACAACGCAUUGUGGAACCAAAAGUUUGUGUUCGAUUUCCCAAUGUCUCAAUGGAAGAAGCUGACUCAUAUCAAGUUUAGAAUCAUGGACAAAGAGCUUUUCAAAGAUGGUGGAUUUGUUGGUGAAACCAUAAUUGAUCUUAAAGGGAUAGUAGCCGAAGGAGGUGACAGAGGAUACAUGGAAGUUAAACCAACUCCGUACAAUGUUGUUCUUGACGAUGAUACUUUUAAAGGCGUCUUAAAACUCGGAUUCAGAUUCACUCAUGCAGCGGACAAAUUGAGGAGGACGGCAUGGGAACAGAAGAUAGAGGGCAAAAACAGUGAAGAAGCAAUGAAUUCCACAGCUCUGAGUCUGAUGAAAAUCCCUUUGUUAAGGUUUCUCAUGAUGGAGAAUUUGUCGAAUAUAGAUGAAAACGAAGAUCAUCACCAGUCACCUGGAUCCAUUGACCAAAAUGAUCAAUCAGCAACAGAAACUCCGGUUUACUCGACCAUGAGCAUAGAUUCCUUUGUGUACCCUCGAACAUGUUCAGAGAGUACUUCAGGCUUUUCAGACCAAAUAGAUGAAACCAACAGCUUCUGUAGUGACGCUUCUCCUUCUGAUUGGCCUGUCCUCACUGAAUCCAAGAGCUCCAAAUUCCUCACUACUGGUUUAGAGAUGCGAACUCAUGAGAAUCUUCAAGCCCAAGAUUUCUCAGAAGCAGAACUUGAGACAAUGAAGGAAAGAUUUUCAAAGCUUCUACUUGGAGAAGAUAUGUCAGGAAGUGGGAAAGGAGUUUGCACUGCAGUCACCAUCUCUAACGCUAUUACCAAUCUUUAUGCUACAGUUUUUGGACAGAAUCUGAGGUUAGAGCCAUUAGAAACAGAGAAGAGAGCAAUGUGGAAGAGAGAAAUGAAUUGUCUUUUAUCGGUAUGUGACUACAUAGUCGAGUUCAUCCCUAGAUGUCAGAGUCUAAGCAAUGGAACUACUGUUGAGGUGAUGGAGAGUAGACCAAGAGCAGAUAUCUAUAUCAACUUACCUGCCUUGAGAAAGCUAGAUUCCAUGCUUAUGGAAGCAUUGGAUAGUUUCCAGAACACAGAGUUUUGGUAUGCAGAAGAAGGAAGUCUAUCCAUGAAAUCUGCACGUUCUGCCACUGGAUCCUUCAGGAAAGUUAUAGUACAGAGGAAAGAAGAGAAAUGGUGGUUACCAGUCCCUCUCGUUCCUCCAGAAGGUUUGUCAGAUAUAGCCAGAAAACAACUCAAAAACAAGAGAGAGAGUACUAAUCAGAUUCACAAAGCUGCAAUGGCUAUCAACAGUAGCAUCCUCAGUGAAAUGGAGAUUCCAGACUCUUACAUGGCAACUCUUCCAAAGUGUGGUAAAAGCAGUGUUGGUGACUCAAUAUACCGCUACAUGAGUGGUUCGGGUCGGUUUUUCCCAGAAAAACUCUUAGAUUGUCUGAACAUAGCAUCUGAGCAUGAAGCUGUGCAGUUAGCAGAUAGAGUAGAGGCUUCAAUGUACACUUGGAGACGCAAGGCUUGUCUUAGUAACUCUAAGAACUCUUGGAACAUGGUGAAAGAUCUUAUGUCAACUACAGAGAGAACAGACAAGAACUAUGUAAUGGCUGAGAGAGCAGAGACUCUGCUCUUCUGUUUGAAACAGCGUUAUCCAGAAUUAUCUCAGACAUCAUUAGAUAUAUGCAAGAUUCAGUACAAUAAGGAUGUUGGAAAGGCAGUGUUGGAGAGCUAUUCAAGAGUACUCGAAGGCUUAGCUUUUAACAUAGUUGCUUGGAUUGAUGAUGUUCUCUAUGUAGACAAAACCAUGAGCGGUAGUGAAUAAGUUGUUAGCUACAGA
Molecule: messenger RNA, 3563 nt
Organism: Eruca vesicaria subsp. sativa (arugula)
Lineage: Eukaryota; Viridiplantae; Streptophyta; Magnoliopsida; Brassicales; Brassicaceae
Source: the annotation of a GenBank genome assembly